This is a messenger RNA of Striga hermonthica, 870 nucleotides long. The record is from the annotation of a GenBank genome assembly. Lineage: Eukaryota; Viridiplantae; Streptophyta; Magnoliopsida; Lamiales; Orobanchaceae.
AUGCUGCCGCCUGCCUUUGACGUCGACGUUAGCGGCGCCGCCAGCAGGAGCUACAAGUUCUACACCCUCGCCGACAACAAAAUCGUAACCCUAAGUACCGGAAAAAGCAGCAAAGAUAGAGAACUAACGGAUCCUCUCAUGUGUUUUAGGGGAUCUUCACACGGCUGGGUAGUUUUGUACGACCGCCGUAGUCUGGACAUGUUUCUCUAUAACCCAAUUACUCGGCGUCAUAUAAGCCUUCCUCCCUAUGAACACGUAGAUAAGGUCAUACUCUCGUGCUCCCCAGAUGAACCAAAUUGUCGGGCCAUCAUGAUCUACGACAAUUGUGGGUUGGCUUUCUGCUGUCCAGGGUUCAGCAAGGAGUGGACCCACCACGAUUUGGGCCGGGCCUUCCGUGAAGGGUACGUGGAUUGUGUGUUCUCUAAUCGACACGAAUCAUUGUUUAGCCUCACGAGACACGGGGAGUUGGAAUCCUGGGAUCUUCGGGACCCUGAGUCACCGAAGGCCAUGAAGAUAGCCGAUGUUAGUUACAAGAGUGGACGUAUUGGCUACCCGAGGACAGAGGAAGAGGAGAAGAAGCUGUGGCUGACUAAUGAGCCAAUGGAGCAUCUUGUAGUGGCCGGGCAGGAUCUUCUUGUGGUGACUCAAUACCCGGCCGACUCAUUUGAUUGUGAUGGUUUGUAUGUCGAUGGCAUUGACCCAGAUGCCUUGGCCUUCGAACGAGGACUUCCGAGUGUGACUGUUGAUUUUGAUGUUGAGAAAUAUGAUCCCGAGGAUGGGGAAGUUAAGUAUGUGGAAGAGCUCGGAUCACGGCGCAAGGGCAGCAAGGCGCGGGCGGACAACGAUGAAGGUGGAUGGCCGCAGAGCUAG